AAAAAUUAUCCAAAAAUCAUUUUCACUAAAAAAACCUAUGUGUAGUGUUACAACUGAGAAGAGGGAGAGAGACGAUUGCAGAUAGAGAAUCAGCCAAUCAGAAUCGUCUUACUAUCCACGUGUCGUCCAUCACCAACCAAACCACAUUGGAAGGAUAUAAUUCAUAUAAAAAAAUUCAAACAAAAAAAAAAAAAAAAAUAAAAUAAAAUCAAACUGCACUGCAAAAAGGAUAGAACCAAUCAUUCGCGCGGCCACAUAAUACUGAAAACACCAUCAAAAUUCAAAUGGCGGCGACGGCGUAUACUGCUGCUGCAGCAUCAUCAUCAUCAUCCUCCGUGGCGGCUGCCACCACCGUGUUGGUUACACGUGUUCCGGCUUCCACCAGAAUCACUCGCUGCUCUGCCUUGCCGUACUUCCCUCCUCGCCCCUCCACCUCCUCCUUUUCUUCUUCCGUGAAGCUAGUCCCAGAACCCAGGAGGUUUACUCUAAUCCAGACAAGAGCCACAGAUGAGACAUCUACCCCUGUUGAUGCUGGGGAGGUUUUCACAGACUUGAAGGAGAAGUGGGAUGCUGUUGAAAACAAGUCCACAGUAAUCCUUUAUGGUGGUGGGGCAAUAGUUGCACUGUGGCUGACCUCCAUUGUUGUUAGUGCCAUUAACUCUGUCCCUCUGCUUCCUAAGAUAAUGGAGUUGGUCGGGCUUGGUUACACAGGAUGGUUUGUCUACAGAUACAUACUGUUCAAGUCAAGCAGGAAAGAACUGGCUACAGAUAUUGAGGCGUUGAAGAGGAAGAUUUCUGGAUCUGAAUAAAUUCAGAAGUUAGCAGAGCAUGCUCAAUUGUUUGUAAUAAUUCUCUUCCUGUCUCCUCUGUACUUAAUGUGAAAGAGAGUCUAUAUCCUGUUAUUUAGGAUAGCCUUCUAUAUGUUAUUGUCUUGUUUUCUGCUUCCCCUGUUUGAAUUUUAUGUGUAUGGCUAUGGCCAAGUGUUAAGUAUAAAUGCAAUUCCCAUGAUAGAGAUACACUUAGUUCUUCUCGCCUAAUGUACACUGAAU
This is a messenger RNA of Rubroshorea leprosula, 1049 nucleotides long. Lineage: Eukaryota; Viridiplantae; Streptophyta; Magnoliopsida; Malvales; Dipterocarpaceae. The record is from the annotation of a GenBank genome assembly.